AGUUCCGUCAUUCAGUGUCCGAUUAUCUUCUAGGAUGGCAGUCAACGAUUAGCUCCUAGGAUGGAAGCACCUGUGUUAAUGUUCUGGUUGACGGUGAUCAUAGCAACGUGCUGCUGCGACCAAGCCAACAUCGACGAGUUCAAGGAACAAAACAAAGUUCUAAGAUACACCUACAGGAAGAAAUAUCGUCCGGCAUUUCAUAUUUCAGCGCCAUUGGGCUGGCUCAACGCACCCGCUGGGUUCGUACACUACAAAAAACAAUUCCACAUCUUCUAUCAAUACUAUCCCUACAAUGGUGCGUGGGGCCCGAUGCGCUGGGGACACGUCGUCAGCAGAAACCUCAUCGAUUGGUAUUACUCUGCACCCGCGUUAGUGCCUAGAGAAUAUUACGAGUUGCACGGCUGUUUCGCCGGCAGUGCCGUCGUCCAUAACGAAUAUCUCACGCUCUUCUACACCGGAGUAAAAAUAAUGCUCAACAGGACAUCUCGGACGCAAAACAUCGCCGUAAGUACCGAUGGUUUCUAUUUCGAGAAACAUCUCUACAAUCCAGUUAUAAAAAAGUCACCUGAAGAUGCUAGAAAUCCGAAAGUUUGGAAAUUUCGAAACCUCUGGUACAUGGUGCUCACAUCGUCGAACGAAGCUGGGAAACCUAAGAUAACUAUGUACAACUCUGAAGAUUUAUUCAAUUGGACUUAUAAUGGCACCAUAUUGGAAUCCUUGGGAGAUAUGGGCAGUUUGUGGGAACAUCCAGACUUUUUCGAAUUGGAUGGUCAGUAUGUGCUGUUGUUCACUGCUAACGGCUUGGCACCGGAUUUGGACAGAUACAGGAAUCUCUAUCAAACGGGCUAUGUUCUUGGAAAGUUUGAUUACAUGUUUUCGAGGUUCGAGGACGUGGAGGUUUCGUUGUCUACUUUCAACGAGCUGGAUUAUGGUCAUGACUUUUACGGUGCGCAGACUAUGCACGCGAAGGACGGCAGACGACUGCUGAUUGGCUGGUUGGGAAUGUGGCAGAGCGACUUUGAAGAGCUGAGAGACGGUUGGGCCGGCAUGCUGACGCUCAUAAGAGAAUUGACUCUGGGCAAAAGCGAUCGGCUGUUGAUGCAGCCGUUGAGGGAAAUAGUGAACUUGCGUGCGGAACUUUUGGAGAGCGCGUAUUACCAUCCCGGCGAAGGGUUUCGAGCCGGCACGAAGUACUUCGAAUUGAUGAUAAAUGGCUCAAAUACGAUUCAUGACAUGAGUAUUACGUUCGAGUGGGGCGGAGAUAGGCAGUUUCAUAUAAAGUACCUUGCCGGUCGAGGGCACGUCAUGAUAGAUCGGGGCGGACCGGAUGGCAUAAGGAGGGCCGAGUGGAUGCCACAAAGACAAGUCUUCUGGCGCAUAUUCAUGGAUUCGAGUUCUAUUGAACUUUACUGUGGCGAAGGGGAAGUGGUGUUUACUACCCGGAUUUAUCCGAAAAAGGGAAUGUUUAUUAGAAUAGAAGGUGAACAGUCAGUGCAUAUACUUCAGUACAGGCUCCGUCGGAGUGUGGCUUACAGUGAGCACUUGAGAGAGCAUCUCAGGGAACUGCACGAGUUAGCGGUCGACAGCAAUCGUAACGUAAAACGAUCACCAUAUUGUCCACAUGAUUAAGUAUUGACUGUAACCUGUGUGAACCCGAUUUUUCUGCUAAUAAUAAGAACUGUAUGAAACUUCCUGUUUUACACUGAUACCACAAAACAUGAAGAUACAUCAAUUCGUGAUUCUCAUAUACCGAUGAAAGGGAUAGCAAUACAUGUACUUUGGAUCUAAAAGCUCCUGGGAGUACUGGCUCCAUUUCUCUUAUCUUCUCAGUUUUAUCUAUAGCUUCAUGAUUAUAAUAAUAUCUAUAACAUUUAUUUUUUAGUAGAUCGGGCAAUUAACGAUUAACUUUUUUAUAUACCUAAUUGCAACUGCUCUGUUUCCUGACCUGCCUAAAAAAAAGUUUACGUAUAUACCUAGGCUCUGAUGAAAUGUUUUUUUAGUAAUUAAGUAAGCACUAUACUUCUUACUUAACUAAUUAUUUACCUACUUAUAUUUUUUAAUCGUGUAAAACUUGAUUUGUUUGAAAUAUUUUAGCUAUUCUAUAUGAUAGCUUUAUUUUGUUUUAAAAGCUUUUCAUUAAAAAUACAAUAUCGAA
Messenger RNA from Plodia interpunctella (Indianmeal moth), 2155 nucleotides. RefSeq names its product sucrose-6-phosphate hydrolase-like. The transcript has a single exon. NCBI's taxonomy places the organism in Eukaryota, Metazoa, Arthropoda, Insecta, Lepidoptera, Pyralidae. Gene Ontology annotation, cellular component: cytoplasm. Bases 61 to 1629 code for a protein of 522 amino acids. Gene Ontology annotation, biological process: carbohydrate metabolic process. Gene Ontology annotation, molecular function: beta-fructofuranosidase activity. The record is from RefSeq and is a predicted model, not a curated record.